GCGUGACGACUACGGCCAUCUCACCACCCACAUUGGAAAUGUGAGCAAUCACUGGAGGAAAGAGAGGUUCUUGGCUUUCCGAUCCAUGGCGUGGCCCUGGUCAACUUUGUCCUGCGCACGUCGACUCCAAACAUGCACAACCACCUCGGAAUCUCGCUUGAGCCCCUGUGGCGUUGCUUCGGAUUCCGCUCCUCACCGCCGUCCACCUCCAUGUCGUCAACACCGGGACACAUAAUUAGUUGAAGCGCCAUCCAAGGCGAUACCAGACCAAGCAGCACCCGAGCAGGUACCAUACGCCAGCCACGAGGCCAUCCCGGGCAUGGGCACGGCCAGGCUUUGCAAAUCCACAGAUGGCAAGUUGGGGAGAAUUCACGACGGCCUCAGUCAGCGAUGCACGAUGGCGCACCUGAUCCACUGCUCGGCACAUUAUCCACCCUGGUCAGGGUGUGUGAAGGAUGGAGGAUGAUGGGCUGCAAGCUAGGGCCGAAGGGGAGGAACAACAGUCAUCUCGCCCAGCCCCAAAGUUCUUGGUUCCACGUCACCUGACAAGGGAGGCGAUCACAGGAACAAAGUGUGGCAGACAAGCAGCCAAGCCUUGGGGGCCAGGCCGGACAAGCAGAACAGACUGGCCAGGCCAGGGUGUCGCCACUGCGGGGAAGCACAAACCCAUUGCCUGGAACAGCCUUGAUAUGAGUGGUGGUGCAGAUGAGUGCGCUGAGUGCUGGGUGAUUAUGGCAAAGCACAAGCACCGUGACAAGGGAGUCAACCUGGCAGCUCAUGCGGAUGCAGCAGAAGAGUGCGGAUAUAGACAGCAUGCACACAGAGCCGAGGUAGUCCGACACCCACUAAGUUUGGCCCAUCUUUCGCUCUCUCAGCCUCCAUCCAGAAUCAUAGAAGUCGCAGGCAUCCACCGUUCAGAGCUGCCAGGCUGCAAUGACGGCUAACCGGAUACUCCGGUGCAGCAAACACUUGACCAGAUCCCUGGCGAGCGGGCUUCGAGCGGGACAAACGUCGUUGCAGGGUCAUGUCGCAGCGGCGGGUCAUCCAAGGUCCAUCCUGCAAGGAUACACAGCGCUUGGCCCGCCUGACGGCAACCCAUCGUGGGGGGCGGCCUGGCGAGGCAACGGCGAAGCGCCGAGGUUGCCAAUGGUAAACUUGUUUUCGA
This is a messenger RNA of Microdochium trichocladiopsis, 1165 nucleotides long. RefSeq lists its product as uncharacterized. The transcript has a single exon. The coding region runs from base 456 to 944 and encodes 162 amino acids. The record is from RefSeq and is a predicted model, not a curated record. NCBI's taxonomy places the organism in Eukaryota, Fungi, Ascomycota, Sordariomycetes, Xylariales, Microdochiaceae.